This is a messenger RNA of Volvox carteri f. nagariensis, 579 nucleotides long. RefSeq lists its product as uncharacterized. Bases 1 to 579 code for a protein of 192 amino acids. Gene Ontology annotation, biological process: protein phosphorylation. The record is from RefSeq and is a predicted model, not a curated record. The transcript has 3 exons. Gene Ontology annotation, molecular function: ATP binding; protein kinase activity. NCBI's taxonomy places the organism in Eukaryota, Viridiplantae, Chlorophyta, Chlorophyceae, Chlamydomonadales, Volvocaceae.
AUGACCAUCUCGCAAUCCCGACUAAGAGGCUCCCUUCCAUGCACCGAGACGCUGUCGUACAGGGCUUCUGUUGCCGUACGAGAAGCUGUCACGGCUGCCACACAGGCGCCGCCACAUCUCCGUCAAGCCGAUGACGCGACACGACUUUCCAAACUUCUAGAGUCCCACAAGCGAGAACGCCUAGGCACUUACAUGUACAUGGCACCUGAGGUUUACCAGCGCCAAAAGUAUGAUGAAAAGUGCGACUGCUUCUCUUUCGCGAUGCUUCUGUACGAGGUGUUCCAUCGCUACAUCACCGCGUGCUCCCUGGAACCCACCUCGCAGAUGGAGAGAUACGCCCGACAGGUAUCUCAAGGCUUCCGCCCUGCUAUCCACGAGGACCUGCCAUCGCCGCUGCGUCGCGUCAUUCGGCAAUGCUGGGCCCAGAAUCCAGAGCAUCGACCUGAUAUGGGGACAGUGGCCCAGGAGCUUUGGGCCAUGGAGGCUCGCGGUGUGUUGGCAGCCCUGGACCGCAAGCAGCAGGCUCCGGAGCUUGGCGGCCUCCUGGGGGCGUGUUGCUGCUGCUGUGUCGUGUGUUGA